Molecule: messenger RNA, 1341 nt
Organism: Xenia sp. Carnegie-2017
Lineage: Eukaryota; Metazoa; Cnidaria; Anthozoa; Malacalcyonacea; Xeniidae
Product: trafficking regulator of GLUT4 1-like
Exons: 5
Coding region: 271-909 (212 amino acids)
Cellular component (GO): membrane
Source: RefSeq, a predicted model, not a curated record
UGUUGACUUGUCAAGGAAAACCUUACACAUUCCCUAGUACUUUCAAAACGAGAAAGCACGUUUUUUGCACGUGAUAUUCACAUGGAAGAUCAGUUACUCGAGGAAUUUGGUAUUCCUAAUAAGGAUAUCAAUAUUUGGUUGAAAAAACGUCAUGUCUAAGAUUUCACACGACUACACGGAGAGACAAUAAACAAAAUUUGCCUCUCUCAUUAAACGAACCAAAAGUCAUCGACAAAUCGUGGCAAGAAUUUGGUGCAUUUUUAAAACAAGAUGGAGCAACCCCCUUCUUACACCAAUGAAAAAGAAAACCCAGCCCCAUAUUCCCCGCAACAACAGGAACCUCAAAACCAAGGUUAUCCACUCCAACAUUACCCCCCACAACCAGCAACAGGGAUGAUACAACAACAGCAGAGUAACAACACAGCAUUUGUUCAGCAAAUGGAGCAACCCCCUUCUUACACCAAUGAAAAAGAAAACCCAGCCCAAUAUUCCCCGCAACAACAGGAACCUCAAAACCAAGGUUAUCCACUCCAACAUUACCCCCCACAAACUUAUCCACCUCAAGGUUACCCCCCCCAACCACCAACAGGAAUGAUACAACAACAGCAGAGUAACAACACAACAGUUGUUGUGCAAAACCAACCUCAGACUUCAGCUAUAAUGGUUCCAGUCGUCAACGAUCACUUGGUACUGUCUAUUUUUUCCUGUCUGUUUUGUCCUAUUUGGCCAAUUGGUCUUGUUGCCAUCAUCAAGUCAUUGGAGGUAAGAAAUCUUUACGUUACCGGUAACUAUGCAGGUGCAAUUGCAUCUGCAGAAACUGCAAGAAAACUGGCUGGUAUUUCUAUAGGCAUUGGAAUAGCUCUUUAUGUAGUGUUUACAAUCCUGGGUAUCGUGGUAUCUUUUAUCUAAACUGAAUGUACCAUUGUCACCCUUAAGAUCUACCAUAUAUGAAACCUUAAUGCACCAUUGUCACCCUUAGGAUCUACCAUAUAUGAAAACUUAAUGUACCAUUGUCACCCUUAUGAUCUACCAUAUAUGAAAACUUAAUGCACCAUUGUCCCCUUAUGAUCUACCAUAUAUAAAAACUAAAUGCACCAUUGUCACCAUUAGGAUCUACCAUAUAUGAAAACUUAAUGCACCAUUGUCACCCUUGUGAUCUACCAUAUAUGAAAACUUAAUGCACCAUUGUCACCCUUGUGAUCUACCAUAUAUGAAAACUUAAUGCACCAUUGUCACCCUUAAGAAUCCUACCAAGUUUUCAUGUAUUCCUUAUUAAUAAUUACUUCAAUACUUAUAAAUAAACAUCAGUUUGUAUAAUAAAAUUGUUUUCUUUUGUUGCAA